GGGAGUUUAAGAAAAAUGGAUCAUUUAAUUCUUUGCUUUGUUUCCUUAUUUGGUUCCAUAAGAAGAAACGUAACAAAUUUUUAUUACACGGCUCUGAAGAAGACUCUACAUGAAUCCUCUGAAGGGUUUCAAGUUAUCUUAACCGCGGAGAAGAGCUAUCUCACGGCUCCUCACCACGCGGAGCUGGUGGAGAACAAAUGGGGUGGGAGCACUCUCGUCACGGUUGAAGAAACAAAGAGAAAGAUAUCAGAAAUUCUGAAGGAAUACGUGGAGAACGGUGACACUCGCGAGGCUUGUAGAUGCAUCAGAGAGCUAGGCGUCUCUUUUUUCCAUCACGAGGUCGUGAAGAGGUCUUUGGUUCGAGCUAUGGAGUCUCCAACAUCCGAGCCGCUGAUGCUAAAACUGCUGAAAGAAGCUGCCGAGGAAGGUCUCAUCAGUUCGAGUCAGAUGGCGAAAGGCUUCUCCCGUUUAGAAGAGAGUUUUGAUGACCUUUCUCUAGACAUACCAUCUGCCAAAGCUCUGUUUGAAUCAAUAGUUCCAAGGGCUAUAGCAGGAGGUUGGCUAGACCAAGAUGCCUUCAUCAAAGGAGUCUCUGAUCAAAACGGAGACUUGCCAAUCGAAGAUGAAAAGCUAAGACGUUACAAGAAGGACGUGGUGACUAUAAUUCAAGAGUAUUUCCUCUCCGAUGACAUUCCUGAGCUAAUCCGAAGUCUUGAAGAGUUAGGAUCACCUGAGUACAACUCGGUGUUCUUAAAGAAGCUGAUCACUCUUGCUAUGGAUAGGAAGAACAGAGAGAAAGAGAUGGCUUCUGUUCUUCUCUCUGCUCUUCACAUGGAGAUGUUCUCAACAGAAGAUUUCAUAAACGGAUUCACCAUGCUCUUAGAGUCCGCAGAGGACACAGCGUUAGACAUCUUAGACGCAUCCGACGAGCUUGCUCUGUUUCUAGCUCGAGCUGUGAUCGACGAUGUCUUGGCUCCACUUAACCUGGAAGAGAUCUCAAGCAGCUUACCUCCAAAGUCAACCGGCAGCGAAACCAUCCGCUCAGCUCGGUCUCUGAUAUCCGCUAGACACGCAGGAGAGAGACUCCUGAGAAGCUGGGGUGGAGGAACGGGAUGGGCGGUGGAAGAUGCUAAAGACAAGAUAUGGAAACUUCUGGAAGAGUACGAGACAGGUGGAGUGAUAUCCGAAGCUUGUCAGUGCAUACGUGAUCUAGGGAUGCCGUUUUUCAACCACGAGGUGGUCAAGAAAGCUUUGGUGAUGGCCAUGGAGAAGAAGAACGAUGGGAUGCUAAAUCUCUUGGAGGAGUGUUUUGCUGAAGGGAUCAUUACAACUAACCAGAUGACAAAAGGGUUUGGUCGUGUCAAAGAGAGUCUUGAUGACUUGUCUUUGGACAUUCCUAAUGCUAAAGAGAAAUUUAACUCGUAUGUAACGCAAGCUGCCGAGAAGUGUUGGCUACAUAGCGGUUUCGGCUGUCCUGCUGCAGAUUUCCUGACCUGAUUCUGAAUCUCUCUAUGUAUAAUAUGGUAUACGUAGAGAUGAAGUUUGGUUGGUUCAUCAAGAGUGGGAUGUUUGUGUUUUUAAGGUGUUCUUUUUUACUGAUUUUACUUGUAGACAUUGCAUACAGAAAGUAUCUUACUGAGUCUGAGACUCGGGAAAUAUAAGUACAAGCAAAUUACUUAUC
Raphanus sativus (radish) is the source of this 1681-nucleotide messenger RNA. Its product is annotated as MA3 DOMAIN-CONTAINING TRANSLATION REGULATORY FACTOR 4-like. Bases 16 to 1497 code for a protein of 493 amino acids. NCBI's taxonomy places the organism in Eukaryota, Viridiplantae, Streptophyta, Magnoliopsida, Brassicales, Brassicaceae. The record is from RefSeq and is a predicted model, not a curated record. The transcript has a single exon. Gene Ontology annotation, biological process: negative regulation of DNA-templated transcription.